Callorhinchus milii (elephant shark) is the source of this 1826-nucleotide messenger RNA. RefSeq names its product spermatogenesis-associated protein 2-like protein. Gene Ontology annotation, cellular component: cytoplasm. Lineage: Eukaryota; Metazoa; Chordata; Chondrichthyes; Chimaeriformes; Callorhinchidae. The coding region runs from base 229 to 1731 and encodes 500 amino acids. The record is from RefSeq and is a predicted model, not a curated record. The transcript has 2 exons.
UUACUGGGCUUGAUUCUAACCACAGAGACGAGAGGGAGAGACUGAACGCUUUCACUUUCCGUUCACCGUGAUUGGCCAUAAAGACAACACAACCUUCCUGCUUCCUCUGUCCUGAGGCCCUGUCUUCACGCAGACACGCAGACAUAGAGCAGGAACCUCAGCUCCGCUCAGCGAGAGAGUUCACAGCACAGAGCGGAGGGGGGGAGAGGGAGAGCCAGAGCCCAAGAGAUGGAGCUCACCAGUUGUGUGGCAGAGAAAGUUUACCAAAACUUCUGGGCGUUUUACCAGCAGAGCUAUCUGUCGGGGGAGCUGUCUCCCUGGGCAGGGGAGGAGGUGAGCAGGGAGGUGAGGGAGGUGCUGGAGACUCCCUAUCACCCCGGCACUUCCCGCUUCACACACCUGGACUUUUACCGCAUCGCCCGGGACUUUGUGAAAGGCGUGGAUCCGCGACCAGGAGAGAAUCCUUUCCGAGCUCUGGGAAAGGCUUUCGAGGUCCUGGAGUUGAUCGCAGUCAAUCUGUUCCUCUGUCCCUGGAGGAAGGAGAUCCGAUCUACAUUGGGUAUAUUAACCAUUUCCUGCCUGCCCGAAGGCGCACUGAACGCUGUUUCUCUCUCUCUUCCCCAGACCUUCACUGGUACCUUCGUCUACUUCCUCCAGCCGGCGUUCCCGGCGGAUGGAAUGCAGGGAAUGCUAGAGAAGCUGGGAUACUCCCGGCGGGAUUCCCAGGAGUACGUGAUGCGGCAGCCGCCGGACGUGGAUGACCUGGGGCACCUGGCGUUCGAGUUCCUGCUGGCCCGGAGCGAGUGCGAGGUUCUGUGGGAAAUCCUGGAGCGAGUGGGAGGCUCCAGCUGCCUGUCCGUCAUCCAGACCCGGAGCCAACUGCCCCUGAGCUGGGGCGAGGGGAGGGGGCCUCCCCAGGGAGGGGGCUCCGACAACGACCAGCCUCCCCUUGACUCUGACGCCCCCCUCCCUCUCACUGACCCUCCGGCAUCCCAGCCUGACUCUCACCCCGAGCUCCCAGCCAGCCUCUCGGACAGCAUCGACCUGUACACAGAAUACCCCGACAUCCACAUCGCAGCCGAGGCCAGGCCAAAACACACCGUCCCGGUAACCCCAGAGCCCCGGCUCCCCGAGGGGCCCCGCUCUCUCUCCUCAUUCCCCGACUCACCCGACCCAACAGUAACAGUGCCUGAGCUGCACCUCGGGAGCCGGGAGCGGGAGAGCAUGGAGGCCUGGCACAGCAGUGCCCGCCGAUACCCGAAUGAGGUGUGGCUGGGGGGUGGGGAGAGACUUCCCUACCCCAUCGCCGAGACCCUGGGGCCGGAGCCGGCCCACCCACACCACGCGGGCACAGGCCCCGAGGACAGUGUGUGCCCAAUUGCCGAGCAUGGCGUUUGGCCAAUCACGGAGCUCAGCGUGUGCCCAAUCACCGUGGCCCUGCUUGCCGACGCCUGUGAUUUGCCGGGCAGCUCGGCUCAGGCCGGCACCGGGCAGGAAGUUAGGGAGCCGCCGCAGUCCUACUACAUCCCCCCACUCAGCCUGCAGGCCGACUGCUCAUCAGUACCUCCCGGUGGUGGGGACAUAGCAGCGAACAUGUGCCGGGCCCUCCAUGAAAACAACUGGCUUCGCACCGAGGUGAUGGUGACGGACAGCGAGGAUCCAUUCGUGCUGAUCAGCAAAGCCACCGAGACCCCUCACUGCGCCCAGCUCAGCCCAGACCCCAGGCACUGACCCCGGACGCUGACCCGGCACACAGCGAGCCGACGUGGAGUCCCGUAGGUUAAUGGUUAGAGCGCUCACCUCGCAAGCAAGAGGGCACGGGUUUG